Exophiala bonariae is the source of this 1311-nucleotide messenger RNA. RefSeq lists its product as uncharacterized. The record is from RefSeq and is a predicted model, not a curated record. The transcript has 6 exons. Gene Ontology annotation, cellular component: membrane. Gene Ontology annotation, biological process: transmembrane transport. Gene Ontology annotation, molecular function: transmembrane transporter activity. NCBI's taxonomy places the organism in Eukaryota, Fungi, Ascomycota, Eurotiomycetes, Chaetothyriales, Herpotrichiellaceae. The coding region runs from base 1 to 1311 and encodes 436 amino acids.
AUGUUUGUCCUUUAUCUUCUGUGCUUUCUUGACAGAGCCAACAUUGGCAAUGCCCGCAUCCAGGGACUUCAGACCGACCUAAACCUACAUGGGUACCGAUUCAAUAUGGCUUUGACAAUCUUCUAUGUCGGAUACUUCAUUGUUGAGAUCCCCUCCAAUAUGCUCCUCAAGAUCGUCGGUGCGAAGUACUAUCUUCCAUCCUUGGUGGUCGCCUUUGGAUUUGUCUCAAUGUGCACUGCCUGCUUCUCCCCCGUACCCCCUAUUCUACGAUGGGCAUUCCGCUCGUGGUAUGUCACAAGCUUCUAUCGUCGCUCUGAGCUCCUUCUUCGAAUUGGCUGGUUUGUCAACGGGGCUUGCCUGGCGGGUGCCUUUGGAGGCCUUUUCGCAGCGGGUCUCAGCCAGAUACCACGCUGGGGUGUCGAGAGUACGCCGAUCCAUACAUGGAGAAACAUCUUCUUCUUCGAAGGCAUUCUCACGGUUGUCAUUGGCCUUGUUGUUAUGUAUUUCCUCCCAUCGAGUCCUAUGGAUUGUACGUUUCUCUCUGAGCGUCAUCGAUUUAUCGCUGCUGAGCGCAUCAAUAUCGAAUACAACGACGCGCGGACGAAGGGACAUAGGGUGACGAAGAAGGACGUAUACCGUGGGAUAUUCAACAUCAACAAUGCAAUUUGUGGAUUUUCCUUCAUGUUCGCCAAUGUUGCAGUCCAAUCACUGGCACUCUUCAUGCCGACCAUCCUUGCAGCACUUGGAUAUACAUCCAUCAAAGCACAACUAUAUACCGUCCCAGUUUACACAGUCGCCACAGUGGUCUCGCUGUUCAUGUCCUGGCUGAGUGAUCGCCUACAGAAGCGGGGAGUUUUCAUCUCAGCUGGUGCCCUCCUAGCAAUGACUGGGUACGCAAUAUUGAGCACUGUCAAAAACCCAAACGUUAAGUACGCCGCGGUGUAUAUUGCAGCUAUUGGGAUCUUCUUCAUUGGAACGACGGUUUUAGCUUGGUGUCUCAAUAAUGCAGCAGGAAGCUCCAUCCGGGCAGUGAGCUCAGCUUUUGUGAUCUGCAUGGGGAAUUUCGGGUCCCUAAUCGCAGUUUGGUCGUAUCUUCCUGCAGAUGCUCCAAGAUACAGAAAAGGUCAUUUCAUCAACAUGGGAGCAGAAAUAAUUGUGUGUCUUCUUGGUGUGGUUGGCAUCAUCUACGUCAGGUGGGAGAACAAACAAAGAGAUCAGGGCAAGCGUGACUACCGUUUGCAAGGCCUGACCACUGACGAGGAGCUUGAAAACUUGGGCUAUAGACACCCCAGUUUCAGGUAUAUUGAGUGA